AUGUUUUCUGUGUCCCGUAUUGGCUCAGAGGUUUCGACAUCUGUCAAGAAGGCAUGUUCUGUUUCGGAAACUGCACCGAAGCGGAAGCAUGUUCGAGCCUGUAUAGUGUUCACAUGGGAUACGAAGUCCAGUAGGCCCUUCUGGGAUGCCAUCAAAGUACUUCCUAUUCAAGAGAACGAUAUUCAGGUGUUCAAAGCACUAAUUACAAUUCAUGAGGUACUUCAGGAAGGUCAUCCAUCCUGUCUUGUUGGUGGAUACCGUAACAUUCCUUGGAUUGAAUCACUAGGAAGGUAUAGUGCAAACCAGGGAAGGUACGGUAGGCUUAUUCAUGACUACUCAUUUUUUUUGGUACAGAAAUUGCGUUUCCAUCGCGAGCAUCGCGGUUUUAACGGUACUUUCGAGUACCAGGAGUACGUUUCCUUGACUGCCGUCAGCGAUCCCAACGAAGGCUACCAAAAUAUUAUUGAUUUGGCUGACUUGCAAGACUCAUUGGAUGAUCUUGGACGACUUGUUAUAGCAUCCGCUUCUCAUAAUAGGGGUAAUGAAUGCAUGAUUAGUGCGUUGGUUCCUCAAAUUGCUGAAUCUUAUGGUAUCUACAAGUUUUUGGUGUCCAUGUUGAGGGCCAUGUACCGUAGUUCCGAGGCUGUCGAAGCUCUAGAGCCCUUAAAGGAUCGUUUCGUUGAACAGCAUCAUCGUUUGUACGAUUUUUAUGCCGAUUGUUCCGCUAUUAGGUAUUUAACCAGUUUGCUUACCAUCCCAAAGCUGCCUAUCGAGCCUCCAAACUUAAUGGUUGCCGAUAACGAUCCUGAUGAUACUAUAUCAGGUCCCACCAACUUGGUAAACCAGUCCAAUUCGAAUGAGAAUUCUUCGGCUUCGCUUUCCCAUAUGUCCUCGCAGCCUACUGGUGCCGUUACAGAUGCUUUUGCAGCUCAGCAGAAACAAUAUCAAUUAGAGCAGGACAGAUUGUCUCAACAGCAAGAGGCACAGCGAUUGUCACAGGAGAGAGAGCAGCAACAGCAACAACAGUAUUGGCAGCAGCAACAACAACAGCAAGAGCAGGCUCAGCGUGUUGCGCAACAGCAGUUGAUGCUUGAUCAGACACAAAGACAAGCCCAAGGUAAAGUGGCUGAGUUGGAGAGAGAUUUAUUAGCAUUAAGAGGACAGCAUGAUCAAGAUCAAUUGAUGUUGCAAAGCUACGACCAGAAAGUUCAAGUUUUGGAAACUGAUUUGAACAAUACUACAACCUCUGCUCAGCAACAAAUCGCUUCCAAAGAGGAGCAGUUGGAGAGUUUACAAGAACAAAUGGCUUUCUGGAAGAAUAAGUAUGAAUCUUUAGCACGACUUUAUUCUCAGUUGAGAACGGAACAUUUGAACAUGCUAUCCAAAUUCAAGAAGAUACAACAGAAAGCUGCAUCUGCACAGGAGGCUAUUGAAAGACGUGAAAAGUUAGAGAAGGAGAUGAAGGCAAAGAACAUUGAACUUGCCGAUUUGAUCAAGGAAAGGGACCGGGCAAGAUUGACACUUGACAGAUCCAAGGGAGGCCAGAAAGAUGAAUUAGAGAAACUAGAAUUGGAGAAAAAAGAUUUGGAAGACCAAUUGGCUGCUCUUCAGCGUACCAGUACUGCCAACAUGGCAUCAGUGUUUGAGCAACAUAGUCGUGAGAUAGAAGAUUUGAGAAAGAAAUUGCAGAAUGACCUUAGCCUUGAAGAUUCACCCAGGUUAAAGGGUUUGGAGGACAAGUUGAAAGAAAAGGAGAUGGAAUUGGACGCUAUGCAGCAGACUAUGGAUGAAACCGUGAAGGAUCUUGCCGAACAGCAAAAUGAAAAAGAUGCCGAAGUAGCAACAACUCAAUUCAGGUUGGCUUCCCUUGUUGAUGCCAUAUUGAGGUCCGGAAUCAAGAGGAUUCAGGAUGCCGUGUUCCUAUUGGAUUCUCCGAUGGAAGCGGGUAAUCAGAAUGCAUCACCUUCUUAUAUAACGACUCUUAUCGAGAAAGGUUCAAACUCUGCAACAGAUUUCGCCAAUAGUUUCAACGGCUACUUGAUUGACGGACCUAAGGGGGACUUUGUUGCUGUCAUUGACACUAUUACCAAUUUUGCCACGGCAACAAGUGACAUUAUGCUCUCUACAAAGGGCCUUACGAGACUCACACGAUCAGAUGAUUUCCAGGACGAUUUAGUUGAUACUGCACGUGAUGUAGCGGAGAUGUCACAGGUUUUUUUGGAGGCCCUCACUUCAGAAAGUCGUGAAGGACUGGCAGUGGAGGAUCAGACGGAAAAGGUAAUCAAUGGUAACUUGGACGUUCAGGAAGUCUUACAGACAUUACUUCAGCUUGUUGAGUCGCUUGUGGCACCCGGUAACAAGGUUAACCUUGGUAAGAUGAAGGGUGAACUCAGUGAAGUUGUUGAUCGUGAAAUGGCCAACGCUACAGCAUCGAUCGAUGCCGCUUCAAAGCAUUUAGCAGACAUGUUGUCUACACCGGUUGACCCGUCUAUGGCUACGAUCGAUUCGGAAGUUAACAAGUCAAUUUUGGGAUGUGCUUUGGCUAUCAUCGACUCUGUGAAAAUGUUGCUAACUGCAUCCAUAGCAUCCCAGCGGGAAAUCGUCAAUAAAGGUCGUGGUUCCAAUUCUAAAACGUCUUUCUACAAGAAAAACAACCGUUGGACAGAGGGUUUAAUUUCUGCGUCGAAGGAUAUUGCCUACAGUACCAAUUUGCUGAUUCAAACGGCCGAUGGUGUUUUGCAGGGAAAUAAUAGCAACGAGGAAUUGAUUGUUGCCUCCAGAGAAGUAGCAGCUUCAACUGCCCAGUUGGUGGCUGCUGCAAGAGUGAAGUCAGAUCUUAUGUCUAAGACAGAGGACAACUUGGAGGUGGCCUCCAAAAAGGUUAAUUUGGCAUGUAAGCAAUUGGUUGCCAAAGUGAAUGAGUUGAUCACCAAUAAAUCAGAACUCGACGAGAUCGAUUAUUCCAAGCUCAGUGUUCACGAGAAUAAGACUGUGGAGAUGGAGCAACAAGUUGAAAUACUCAAGUUGGAAGAGGCUUUGGACCUUUCCAGAAAGAGAUUGGGAGAAAUUAGAAAGUUCUCCUACAGGGAUGAAGAGAGCGAGGAGGAGGAGAACUAA
This is a messenger RNA of Brettanomyces nanus, 3117 nucleotides long. RefSeq lists its product as uncharacterized. Gene Ontology annotation, biological process: actin filament organization; clathrin coat assembly; endocytosis. Lineage: Eukaryota; Fungi; Ascomycota; Pichiomycetes; Pichiales; Pichiaceae. Gene Ontology annotation, molecular function: actin filament binding; phosphatidylinositol-3,4-bisphosphate binding; phosphatidylinositol-3,5-bisphosphate binding. The coding region runs from base 1 to 3117 and encodes 1038 amino acids. The transcript has a single exon. Gene Ontology annotation, cellular component: actin cortical patch; clathrin-coated vesicle. The record is from RefSeq and is a predicted model, not a curated record.